Molecule: messenger RNA, 2143 nt
Organism: Coccinella septempunctata (seven-spotted ladybird)
Lineage: Eukaryota; Metazoa; Arthropoda; Insecta; Coleoptera; Coccinellidae
Exons: 2
Coding region: 43-1026 (327 amino acids)
Source: RefSeq, a predicted model, not a curated record
GUGUCACAUGAUCGUUCAGCGAGUCCGAGUGCUAGGGCAGAGAUGCCACCGAUGCCCGAUAAUAUUUGCAAUUGUUGCAACAGAAAAGUUGGUGAAUUCAUAAGGUGUGUCAAGUGCGGUGAUAUUUUCCAUCCAUCAUGCUUACUGAAGUCAGCAAACAGGAAAAACGCCACCUGUCAUCAUGCCCCAUCAGACGAAGGUCAGUUAAAGUUAAAUGAGGAAAUUUCUAUCAGAAACGAAAACAAAACCCUUCGCAUUGAAAUUGAAUACUUGAAAUCUCUUUUGGAUGAAACCAGAAGUAAAAAUACGAUUCUGUUGGAAAAUAAUGAACUUUUGAAGUUUAAGAUCUCCAGCCUUGAACUUCAAAUAAAAACAACAGAAAAAACCGUCAAAAACACGAAUCCUCAAGAUAAGACAAUUGUACCCGUCAACACUGGCUCAUCAACAUCCAAGAAUCCUUACAGUUCUGUGGUCAAAAAUAACCUUGCUAAUACGCAUGAUCAACUUACAUUGUCAUCCGAGUGUCAGCGUCAAGAUGAAAUGAAUGUAAACAACGAAAUUAUUGAGGUACCACCAGUGAAUAUUGCGAAUAAUCGGGGCAAUUCAGUUUCUAGAGUAAAUUUACCCGAAGAGAAAACGGAAUGGACCACAGUCGAGAAGAAAAGGAGAAAACCAGCCGUAAUAAACAAAAAGAAAGUUUGUUUUGGUACGAAAACGGAUAGUUCAGAAAGUUUAAUUCAAGGUGCAAUACGUAGAAAAUGGAUCUAUGUUGGUAGAAUUGCUGGUAAAGAAGUCACAGAACAGGAUAUGUUAUCGUUUUUGGAUUGUAUAGAAGGUAGUGAUCUCAUAAUAGUGAAAAAGUUAAACACAAUUGGACAAAACUCGGCUUUUAGUAUAGGCCUACCAGAUGAAAAUGCUUACAAAACUGUGUUUUGUGAAUCCUUCUGGCCCCGAGGAGUUAUAUUGAGAGAAUUUUCCUUUGACAAAAAUUUUUUUCAGAAGAACAGAGAACAACAGAAAACAUAAUUGCUGCUGCUAGUCCUGAACUUAAAUCAGAUAAAUGUUUUAGCCUCAUUCUUCAGAAUGUUCAAUCCUUGGGUACUGCUUUCAAUCAACUUCAACUUGUGGCUCAUCAAGAAAAAACAGAUAUAAUAGCUGUGACUGAACACUGGAAAUGCAAUGACGAACUUAAGGCGUAUAAAUUGGUUGGUUAUAAGCUGAUCUCAAGCUACUGUCGUGCAAGGGGAAGUCAUGGUGGUUGUGCGAUAUACUGUAAGGAAGAAUUUACCUGUACCGAAAGAAAGGACUAUAAUUCUAUUAGUAUACCCUAUGUUAUUGAAUGCUCUGCAGCUCAAUUUUCUGUAGACCAGCACAAAUUUCUGUUUAUUUGCAUCUACAGGCCUAAUUCCCCACCAUUGGCAGAUGUAGAUCUAUUUUUGGAAAAACUUAGGGCAAUACUCGAACGAUGCUCGCUGGAAAAAGCUCCAUUCAUUUUGGUAGGGGAUUUUAACUUGGACAUCCUCUCCACUUCACCUGAUGUCAGAAAUUUUAUGUCUCUCUUGGAAAGUUUUCAUGUGAAACCAUUAAAUCGACAACCAACCCGUCCUUCUUCAGGCACCUGUUUAGAUAAUGUGAUUACUGCCCUUGAAGGAUUGACCCAGCUACCCUCGAACAAGGUGAGGUUCCCUUGGGUCUAUUCUUGGAUCUUACCAAGGCUUUCGAUUGUGUGGAUCAUGAACGAUUGUUAUCAAUUCUUGAGGACUACGGCAUCAGAGACAAUCAGUUAAAGCUAAUGGAGAGUUACCUGUCAUCCAGGAGACAGAUAGUUGUUAUGGAAGUGGAUGGUGAAAUAUUGCAGUCGAACGAGAGAGUAAUCACUAUGGGCGUUCCACAGGGAAGUAUCCCAGGACCUCCACUUUUCAUUAUCUACAUUAAUGGUUUACCUAAGGCCAGAAUUCCAAUAAAGCACAAUAUGGGUAUGUUUGCUGAUGAUACCAACUACAUUCUCGAAUCCCCUUGUGUUGCAACAGCUAUAGAAGACUCAAAAAGUGUACUGAAGUCGGUGGGUGACUGGUUGGGAGCUCACAAUCUUGUUUUGAAUGUUGAUAAAACGCAGUGUUUAUUUUUCUAUAGUGAAAGAUCU